AGAAAUGGCCUGGUAUCUCAGGUGCUUGACCUUUUGGUUUAUAUAGAGGCACAGGGUUUAAGACCAGACUCUGUUACACACAGCAUGGUAAUUGAAAAUCUAUGCAUAGGAGGAAAAGUCAAAGAAGCUAAAGCAUUUUUAAAUAAUUUGGUAGAUAAGAGUGAGGAGACCUACACUGCUCUGGUCCGUGGAUACUGUGAAGCUAACAAAACAAGGAAGGCCUAUGAACUUAUCUCUAAGCUGGCAAAGCACGGAACCAUUAACAAAGGUGCUUGCUUUAAAGUACUCAGUAAUCUUUGUAUGGAAGGUGAUAAUGUCAGAGCUAUCUUGUUGUUUCAGAGAAUGUUUGCCUUAAAUGUGGAACCGAAGACAAUUAUGUAUAGCAAACUCAUAGCUUCUCUCUGCCAGGCUGGAGAGGUGCAAAAGGCCCGCCAGUUUUUUUAUUCUUCAGUAGAGAGAGGGUUUACUCCUGAUGCGGUUGACUACACAGUGAUGAUAAAUAGCUACUGUAGGGAGAAUUCCUUGCGGGAAGCCCAUGAUCUCUUCCAUGAUAUGAAAAAGAGAGGGAUUCAACCUGAUAUCAUCACUUACACAGUUUUGCUUGAUGGGUUUUCAAAAAGAAACAUACGAAGGGUUCGUUCCCCUCUAGAUGCAAGGGGAAAUAGGGAAGAAAUGGCGGAUGCUUCUACUAUACUUUGGACUGAGAUGAAACAACUGGGAAUACAACCUGAUGCCAUUUGUUACACUGUUUUGGUAGACAGACAUUGUAAAGCAGACAACCUUCGGGAUGCUAUUGCACUCUUUGAUGUAAUGAUUGAAAGAGGAUUAAAACCUGAUACAGUGACAUACACAGCUCUUCUGUCUGGCUGUUGCAAAAGAGGAGAUGUGGAUAGGGCUGUAACCCUAGUUAAUGAGAUGUCUUCGAGGGGAAUACAGCCAGAUGCCUAUACACUGUCAGUUCUACAGCAUGGAAUCUUAAAAGCCAAAAAAGUGCAGUUUCGGAACUAAGAACUGCUGAUAUUCAGUUCUUGGAUAGACCCAGGGUCGUGAAAUGGUAGAGCAUGGCGACUGCUGGAGAGGUGUGCCUGAGACAACAAUAUUGCUUGCCGAAAGACUUGGUGGGAGCCUCAUUCACCGGGCCACCACUAGAUGGCGGAAGAAGAAACAUGUUACCAAGUCACCUGGAUAUCAUGCCUUGGUACAAUACAGCUUUGAAUAUGAUGAUUCACAUUGUACACGAGUUGAAUCUCAUUCAUACAUGACUUUUAUACUUGUUUAUCUAAUAUAUGUGGUCUGCCAAUUAGCCACAUGAGAAACUUUUGGUCAUGAUAUAUCUUGUAUGUCAUCUGCAUCAUUUCAUUCUGCUUUUUGUUGUCCAUUAUGUGUGUU
This is a messenger RNA of Fragaria vesca subsp. vesca, 1389 nucleotides long. Its product is annotated as pentatricopeptide repeat-containing protein At2g26790, mitochondrial-like. Gene Ontology annotation, molecular function: protein binding. The transcript is spliced from 2 exons. The record is from RefSeq and is a predicted model, not a curated record. Lineage: Eukaryota; Viridiplantae; Streptophyta; Magnoliopsida; Rosales; Rosaceae. The coding region runs from base 85 to 1008 and encodes 307 amino acids.